This is a messenger RNA of Drosophila teissieri, 1107 nucleotides long. RefSeq names its product attacin-A. The record is from RefSeq and is a predicted model, not a curated record. Gene Ontology annotation, cellular component: extracellular region. Bases 44 to 718 code for a protein of 224 amino acids. NCBI's taxonomy places the organism in Eukaryota, Metazoa, Arthropoda, Insecta, Diptera, Drosophilidae. The transcript is spliced from 2 exons. Gene Ontology annotation, biological process: defense response to bacterium.
CCACCUUGGACAUCAGUCAGCUCCAGCAAUCCAGUCCAGCAGCAUGCACAACACAAGCAUCCUAAUCGUAGCCCUUGUGGCUUUUUUCGCCAUCGCAGAGGCAGUUCCUCCAUUUCCCACCACAGGUCCCAUUCGGAUCCGUCGCCAGGUGCUCGGAGGUUCCUUAGCCUCCAACCCCGCUGGUGGAGCAGACGCUCGCCUGGAUCUCACCAAAGGCAUUGGCAAUCCCAACCACAAUGUGGUGGGUCAGGUUUUCGCAGCUGGAAACACUCAAAGUGGCCCUGUCACAACUGGCGGAACUUUGGCCUACAACAAUGCUGGCCAUGGUGCUUCUUUGACCAAAACGCACACGCCCGGAGUGAAGGACGUCUUCCAGCAGGAGGCCCACGCCAAUCUAUUCAACAAUGGCAGACACAAUCUGGAUGCCAAAGUGUUCGCCUCCCAAAACAAACUGGCCAAUGGCUUCGAGUUUCAGCGCAAUGGAGCCGGCCUGGAUUACUCCCACAUCAACGGACAUGGUGCCUCUCUGACGCACAGCAACUUCCCAGGAAUCGGCCAGCAACUCGGUCUCGAGGGACGUGGUAACCUGUGGUCCUCGGCGGAUCGGGCAACCCGUUUGGAUCUGACUGGAUCGGCCAGCAAGUGGACAAGUGGACCGUUCGCUAACCAGAAGCCCAACUUUGGUGCUGGACUGGGACUUUCUCACCACUUCGGCUAAAUGUUAAUGUGGUAUAGGUGUAGACUAAUUUAUUUAAAUCAAAAUAACAAACGAAUAAAUAACAUAAUUAUGAAACUAUCUGUGAAUUUAUAAGCCUUUUAAAAUUCAACAAAAAAUACUUCACUUACCAAUUAAAAUAGAAAUAUCCAUUUUGAAACCAAGAUUUAAUAUAAGCUUUUCGUAUCAGUUUACGGUUUUCUUUUAUCGUUUUAUUAUGUAGUUAUUUGAAUAUUUCGCUUAUUAUACCGCACUUGCGUAAACAAUUCGAUCCCACUCAAUGAUUAAUAAUUUUGCUUAUGUUAGUUUAAUGGAUUUUGUUUUACAUUUUUGUUGUGGUUGUUGCUGCUCCUGUUGCUAUCUUCACCAAUUAGGGUUUCAUUUCGUUUUUG